CUCCUACUAUAUCAUAAAAGUCAAUUGAGCCCCCGUACUACUAAAACACUCAAUUAACCCCUUGUACUAUAAAAAAACAAUCAAUUCUUCUUUUUAACCGGUUCCCUUCCAGUUUCACCGGUAAUCGCCAACCUGUAUGCCCAUGUGGCCUUUUUACUCCAGAUUUUGACAAAUACUACGUAAUGAAUACCACCUGACCUAUUCAAACUUAGAUGAACAAACCAUGGGACUGUUCAUCUUCCCCAACCAUUUUGACAUGCAACUCUCUCCCAGGACCCAGAUUUGGGCACCCAAGUCGCCAAAACUCUAAAUCCAUGAAAGCACUGGACUGUUUACAAACACCAGAGCCCCCUUAGGGUUAGCCUCACUAAACAAAACCAUGGAUGCAACAAAGCCGCUUCACUGGCAACCCCAUUUCAGUUGGAUCGGAAGACAAACGAGGGAUACUUUUUCAUCGCCAUCCCUCAAAUUCGAUAGAAGAAGGGGCACAUUACAACCGGGAAGGAGUAUCACGGCGACGACAUCCAUGGGGUGAAGUAGAUAGAUGAGCUACGGCGGCUAGGCCUGGAACGACGACGGCGAAGUUUGCAGUUCUGAGCGAAAGGGGGGCAAAGUCGACCGGUGAAAAAGAAAGUGAAAGGGGGAAGUGAAGGGUGGGAGAGGAAGAGAAGGAACCGACCGGUACAGAGCGGAACGCCGGUGAAUUUACUGGCGUCGGCGGCAAAAAGCCGCUCCGUAUUGUAUAAGAAAGAAAGAAAAAGAAUUAAAGAAAAAGAAUGAGUAUGGGCGUCGAGGGAUAAACUAAAAAAAUUCAAAAAACUUUUUUAAAAAGCCACGUAAGCAGUCCAGGUAAGGUGUUUACCGGAAGACUUAUUCGAUACCGGCUAAUAGGCUUGAUUGGGCUUUUUUUGUGAGUUUGAGGGUUCAAUUGAUUGAUUUUAAAGUAGGAGGGUCUAAUUGACUUUUUUGAUAUAGUAGGAGGACUUAUUUGACAGUUUUCCCUUUUCUUUCUUUUCCUUUUGGUGAUAUCAUGUAUCGAUUCAUGUUAGCCGACCCCAAUAUCGUUUGAGACUAAGGCUUGGAUGCUGUUGUUUUUGUAAUAUGAGAUUUAUAAUAAUGAAGAAAUGAUUAAUGGGUAUAUAGACAGAUGACCUCAAAAAAUGGAAAGAGGGACUAUUAGCCUUAAGUUUAGGAGGAGAUGUGUAAGGGGAUGGAAAGACGGCUCCCUUAGAAUUUUCUUCUUCCUUGAAACUUUUAUCAUGCAACUUCUCUUUUCUCUUCUUCCUUUCUGCAGACUCUUCCCUGCCCUUCUCCUAGAGGUAUUAGUUUUUGGGAGAUAGGCAGGUAGGGAUGUCUUCCCCGCCGCCGUCUCAAGAAUCUCCGCCACCACCCGCUCCUCCAUCUCCUGAUAAAUCAUCGUCCCCUCCUCCACCAGAUAGCUCAUCGUCGCCGCCUCCUCCACCGGAUAAUUCAUCACCGCCUCCCCCGCCAGAUUCUUCACCGCCGCCUUCACCAGAUUCUGACAAUAGCCCACCUCCACCUCCGAGCAACAACUCACCACCGCCGGGAAAUAGCGACGCGAGUCCCCCCCCUCCACCCCUCUCACCACAUUCCUCAAAUGGGGAUUCAUCGCCUCCGCCACCUCCGCCCCGCUCUAAACCGCCCCCUCGUCCAAAGCGCCACAAAUCGGCGAAUGACACGUCGUCGUCGUCAAAUGAUGACAGCGGUGAAAACGCGAUAGUGGCCGGAGCUGCGGCAGGAGCAGCGUUGCUACUGGUGGUAAUGCUAAUCUUGUUUAUUUGUUGCUGUAAACGGAAAAAGCGAAGGCGACAUAAUCGGAUGGCCUAUUAUGCCGAUCAUUCUCCUAGGAAAGGCGGCAAUGGCUACUACAACAAUCCCAAUAACGGGCAAUAUGGGAACUGGAACCCAAAUCAAAUGCCGUCCAGCGAUUAUUUCGUGAAGAUGCCACCGCCUCCUCCCAGCGCGGGAGUGAGUUCAGAGCACACCUGGCCCAUCGGGCCGCCUCCGCCUCCGCCGCCACUGCACAGCAGCGACAUGAGCUCCGCUGCAUUCUCCGGGCCACAUCAACCCCCAAAGCCACCUCCGCAUCCAUCCAUGGCCCUGGGAUUCAACCAGAGCAGCUUCACAUACGAAGAUCUGGCGGCCGCAACGGGCGGAUUUUCGAAGGAGAAGCUAUUAGGGCAAGGGGGAUUCGGGUAUGUGUACAAAGGGGUGUUGCCGAACGGGAAGGACAUCGCCGUGAAAUGCCUGAAGACUAACAGCGGGCAGGGGGAGAGGGAGUUUCAGGCGGAGGUGGAGAUAAUCAGCCGCGUCCAUCACCGUCACCUGGUGUCUCUGGUCGGCUAUUGCAUUUCUGGGGCUCAGAGGAUGCUCAUUUAUGAGUUUGUUCCUAACAAUACUCUUGAAUAUCAUCUUCAAGCUCCUGGCCGCCCUGUUAUGGACUUCGAAACAAGGCUCAAAAUUGCACUGGGAACGGCCAAAGGUUUUGCCUAUCUACACGAAGAUUGCCACCCUCGCAUCAUACAUAGAGAUAUCAAGGCUGCAAAUAUUCUCCUAGACUACAAUUUUGAUGCCAAGGUGGCUGAUUUUGGAUUGGCUAAGCUCUCAAACGAUACCAACACUCAUGUCUCUACGCGCAUCAUGGGAACAUUCGGGUACUUGGCACCAGAGUAUGCGGCUAGUGGCAAACUCACAGAAAAAUCAGAUGUUUACUCUUAUGGUGUUGUGCUCUUAGAACUCAUAACUGGGCGACGCCCCAUAGAUGUGAAUAAUGACGAUGAUGACAACUUAGUUGAUUGGGCAAGGCCUAUUCUGGCAAGUGCUGUAGACGGUGGAAGUUUUGAAGAGAUUGUGGAUCCGCGUUUGGAGAACAACUAUAAUUCGAAUGAGAUGCGACGCAUGGUGGUUUGUGCAGCUGCUUGCAUUAGGCAUUCUGCGAGGAGACGUCCAAAAAUGAGUCAGAUUGUGCGUGCGUUGGAAGGUGAUGUCUCGUUGAAUGAUCUAAACGAGGGAAUGAAAUCUGUACCCAGCACACUCUUUGGAUCUGGUGAGGGUUCAGAUUAUGAUUCUCAUUCUUACACCGACACAAGGGGGCAGAGAUCAGGGGCAUCAAGUCAAGAGUUCUCUAGCAGGGAGUUUGUCAAUUCCACAGGUGAUCAAUCUGGGGAGUACCGGAAAAAUGGUAGCUAAACGCACCAUAGUCCUUAGAAUCAAUUUUUUUACUUCCAAGAUUUGAUGGGAAAUGAUUAUACUCCACAAAUUGGAGUUUUUGGAGUUGUCAUAUAUGAUUUACGUGAAUGAUGACUAACGAGUUUAACUACUAAUCUAUUUUCAGUUUUUUCAAUGUUAAGUGUAUAGUGAAAGCAACCAAAAAUAGCAUCCAAUCGUGCAUUUUGUAUUUAUUUUGAUCUGUUGCUGCAAACACAGUCAGUUUCACAUUAUAGCCGAAUACA
Cuscuta epithymum is the source of this 3473-nucleotide messenger RNA. Lineage: Eukaryota; Viridiplantae; Streptophyta; Magnoliopsida; Solanales; Convolvulaceae. The record is from the annotation of a GenBank genome assembly.